Molecule: messenger RNA, 840 nt
Organism: Durotheca rogersii
Lineage: Eukaryota; Fungi; Ascomycota; Sordariomycetes; Xylariales; Xylariaceae
Exons: 1
Source: RefSeq, a predicted model, not a curated record
GUGCGUGCGCUGGACCAAGUACCAGGCGCGGUGCGGGCACACGGUGUCGCACAUGACGACGGCGCGGUGCGCGCGGGCGCCGGCGGGGGGCGCGUGCGACGCGGUGCGGGUGGAGGAGGACGCGUUCUGCCCGCGGGCGCGGCUGGGGUUCGACGCGGGGUUCUGCAACGACUGCUGGCGGCACGAGUCGUGGGAGGCGGCGAUGCGGGCGCGGCACGCGGCGGCGCGGGCGGCGCGGCCGGACCGCGCCGGCUCCGCCGCCCUCGACGCCAUGCACCUCGCCGUGCUGACCUGGCCCAACGUGCCCGACUGCCUGCGCGACCGCGUCCACGCCGCGGCCAUGCGCCGCUGGCGCGCCACCGGCCAGGCCACCGACGUCGCCCGCGCCCUCCGCGCCGUCCGCGCCUGCGACGACGAGCUCCUCCGCGCCGCCGACCAGGAGUUCAGCUGGGUCCGCCUCGGCCCCCCCGCCCCCGCCCACCAGCGAACCGCCGAGACCGGGGCCGGCCAGGUCUGCCCACCCCCUACCCCCCCCCGGCCCGCAGGCCACAGCGCAUGCGACACUCCCUCCCCCUCCAGGGGUGCUGCGAACGGGACGGGAUAAAUGACAAAGGUAGAAGGUAGUCACGUGCCCCAGGGAAACAGGGCCGUGACGGGCAGAAAAUAGGGGAGGGUCGCCUUUGCAGCGUUGUUAGUAUUUCACGAGCAUUCCCUCAGUAGACUCCUGAUAUCCCAUGCGUCAGGUUUGCGCCUGGUAUCCUUCCUCUCUUCGUGAGAUGGGCCAGCUUUAGCAAAAACAGACCUAAUAAACCUGCUAUUCCACAAGUCUCUAGCGCGGUC